CAACCGCAGCCUCCUAAUUUGCCCCCUCCCUCGCGUCCCUCUCCCCAGGUUUCCUCCCAGCACUCGUCUUCCCCUUCCAGUCCCCUUCCAAUCCCCCUGCGAGGCAGCGACUCACGCCGCGUACUUCUCCGAGUUAGCAUUCUGCCUCUCCCCAAGAACCACCAGACCAGAGGAAGAAGACGCAGGCGGGCCGAUCGGUCGAUCAGGCGUGCGCGGGGCGCGGCCAUGGGGCGUUCUUGGCCUUGGACCCUCCGCGUCCUCUUCUUGGCGUCCCUGCUCCUCCUCUGCUCCGCCCUUCCUCCGCCAUCGCCUCCGCCGCCGCGCCGAGGGACGGAGGUGGCGGCCGCCGACGAGGCGCUGCUCGCCCGGAUGUGCGACCCGCGCGGCUCGCCCCCGGCCUGGUGCCACGAGCUCCGCCUCAGGCGCCGCAGGGGCCGCCGCCACCACCACCGGCGCACGCCGCCGGUGCCGCUGCCCCCGCCUGGCCCGGGCCGCGACGACGGCGGGGAGGAGGAGGAGAUCGACAUGCGCUACGGCGUCGCCAAGCGGCGCGUCCCCACGGGGCCCAACCCGCUGCACAACUGACGAAAGAUGGAGAAAGAUCGACGAUGGCUCGCGGGCCGGGCGUGUGGUCAGUUCUUGCUUUCUUGGCGGCCGGCCGGGUUCUUGCGCGAUCGAGCGAUUGUAGCGCGGCGCGUGCGUGUAAGGGCGGAUCGUCCUCUCUUGUUCUUGCUUUCCGCCGGGGAACAGUCACCCUCUCGAUGCUGCUGGGAAAGGACUUACAAUGGAGGAUCGAUGCUUGCUCAGAAAGUCACAUCGGCAUGCCAGUAACAUAGAUAGCAUAUGUGAUAUGUCCGUAUGUAUGUAUAUUUCAGUUCUUCUUCUUCUUCCUCCCAAUUCUCCUUUAAUUCUCCUCUAGUACAACUACUUCUACCAUUUCAUGGCGUUCUUGUAGCUUAAUUACUUUGGACGCGGAAGUAAAAUCACAAGUUUUUGCUGCA
Brachypodium distachyon (stiff brome) is the source of this 1001-nucleotide messenger RNA. RefSeq lists its product as uncharacterized. Lineage: Eukaryota; Viridiplantae; Streptophyta; Magnoliopsida; Poales; Poaceae. The transcript has a single exon. Bases 226 to 585 code for a protein of 119 amino acids. The record is from RefSeq and is a predicted model, not a curated record.